Molecule: messenger RNA, 7730 nt
Organism: Megachile rotundata (alfalfa leafcutting bee)
Lineage: Eukaryota; Metazoa; Arthropoda; Insecta; Hymenoptera; Megachilidae
Product: serine/threonine-protein kinase ATR
Biological process (GO): DNA damage checkpoint signaling; telomere maintenance; DNA repair
Cellular component (GO): nucleus; chromosome
Molecular function (GO): protein serine/threonine kinase activity; protein binding
Source: RefSeq, a predicted model, not a curated record
UUUAAAAAAUACUUAAAUAAUUGUCACAUAUUGAAUCAUGUAUUGAAAUUAUAAAUGUAAUAUGGAAGUAAAUGAUAGCUCAAUUAUUCUACAAAAUAGUAACAGUGGUAUAACAGUAGCAGACACAGUAUGGAAAUUCAUUAACAGUCCUGUAAUUGCAAUCUUCUCUGAUUUAAAGAAUGCUACAGCCAAGCAAAUGCUUUGCUCCCUUUUGGAGUCAAUACUUAAAGGAUCAGCUACUUUAACUACAGUUUUAGUUCCACCUUUUAGUAAUGGCAUACAAAAUGAAACAUUACAAUGUCAAUAUGCAGCAUUUACCACUUGGCUAUUUGGCACAAUGUUUUAUAUAGUUGGAGAUCCUUUAAGCGAUAAUAUUUUAAAUAACAGUAUAGAAAUACAAGCUUGCAUGCUUCGUAUAUUAUCUAGACAUCAUAUCACAAUGUUUGAAACAAUUAGUAUUGAAUAUAUGAAUAUUCUUCAAGAAAUAUCUGAGUUCUAUAAGACAAAUGGAGAUGAAGAUGAAAUUAUUCUGGUCAAGUUUAAUGCACAAAGGAACAUCAUAGAGAAUUUAGAUCUACAAGCAUUUCCUGUUACACUUAAGUGUUCUAAUAUACCAGUAGUUCAAGUAUCUGUAUUAAAAAUCAUAGAAAAAGCAGGGAUUUUUAAUUGGAAUCAUAAAAUACUCUCUCAAACAUUAUUGCAAGUAAUUAUGAUAUCUGUUCCACAUGUAAAAUUUACUGCACUAGAUACAUGUGUUAAACUGAUGAAAUAUUCUUUAGUGGAUAGACAGGAAUCUGAAAGCUUUAUUCUUUACACUAUUGAAAUUAUUAAAGGAAUUCCUAUAUGGUUAAACUUGAAUGAAAUAUCACUGGAUCAAUUAUGCCAGUUUUUAUGGACACUGGUUGAGUUUAUUGAGUUUUUACCUACAUUUGUAAAUAGUAUAGAAGUUUAUUUUCAAAUCAUUGAUUUAACAGUUCAUGAAUUAAUAUGUUUUGCUCCUAAACUUAAUGCCCUGGAAGUAUUGAAAAAAUCUGCGUGCAAUAAAAUUCGAAAAUAUUUUAUAAUGGAACCAGGAAUAUGUACUUUUUCUGAAGUACAAAAACUUAUUUCUUAUUUUGAACAUUUUCCGGAUUUUAUUAACAUUUUUGUUCAAGCUGUUCUCAUUGAUAUUAAAUAUGCUGAUAAUAAAAAUAGUUCAGUCGGUGAUAUCUGUAAAUCAUGGAAUAUAUUAAGAAAAGAGUUAGUAUGUUCAACACAAAUGAAAAAGUUUGAAACAUCUAAACAUAUUUUGAAAGCCUCACGUACUUUACAAUCAUGGCUAAAAGACCUACAAUUACCUACAGAUUUAUAUAUAAAUGAGUUGGAAGAAAUUUUGAAGAUACUCUUGGACAGUUUAAGUCCUGAACAUUAUCAGCAAAGAAAUGUUAUUUUUGAAAAUUUAGUUCAUCUCAUGGCACAUAAUGAAUCAAACAAAGAUUUAAUUGAAAAAAUAUUAGCAUUACCCUUUAUUGAACAUAUUGAAAUUUCUGAAAACAUAGUAAAUAAUUACGUAAAAGAAGCAGCCAAAUCUCUUGAUAUUGCUACAAUGUUGAAGUGUCUUGAAGCUUUGUGUGAAUAUGGUACUGGAAUAGACCAAUUAAAAAUAUUGAAUACCUGCAUAAAUAAUCGCGAAACAGAGUUAUCAGUAGGAGCAGUACUGAAUAGUAUCUUGCUUUUGAAGAAUAAGAAAUCAGAGUUAGAAGAAAUUUCAAAAUAUAUUCUACAACCUGCAUUAUGUUCUAAAGAGCAGAAGAUUCAUGAAAUACUUGUAAUUGUAUUGGGUGAUAUGAGUUGCUAUUUAUCUGGACAUGCCACUUUUAUAAGAGACACGAAUGAUACAAAGUGGACAGUGCAUUGCAGAUGUUGCAAUAACAGCUCUGAAAGCAGAGUGGAUACUAAUAUUUACCAUGUUUCAGAAGAACACGAUCGAUUUUUUAAACAGUGUUUUAGUUUAUUAUCUUCAAACUUUGUUUCAGUACGUUUGCGUGUUUCUGAAAAUAUUCUUCACUUUUCAAAUCACAUUCCAUCAUUUAAUAAUAUUGAAGUGGCAAAAAUGUGGUUUCCAUAUAUGGAAGAUGAAAGUUCUACAAUUCGGUUUAAUAUUGCUGCAGCGAUAAAAGGAGUAUUAACCAAUAAAAUGAAUAGUACAACAGUAUCUAUGACAUCUGUUAAAAACGAUGUACUUGAUUCUUUGAAUAAAUAUGUUGAAUCACUUAUUAAUACUAUAGCAGCUGCGCUCAUGAAGGCUUUACGAAGUUCAAAUCAUACUUUACACGAAACAUUACUUAUAACGGCAAAAAAUUGUGCAUGUAUUCCAUUACAUAUAAUUGAGAGACGAAUUUUGAAUAUAUUUUUGAUUUCUAUAUUAUAUUCAACAUCGUCUUCUGCAGCAGUGGCAUUUGCUACUACCGCAUAUCAUGACAUUGCUAAAUUCUUAAACGUUUCACCAAAAGUUCUAUAUGUUCGAUAUAAAAAGAGUUUCCUUAAGCUAAUAAUACAGUGUGCAGUUUAUAAUUUUGUACAAUAUUCCUACAAUAUGGCAACAUCGAUACAUCGGGUCGCAAAAUGUAUCGGAUACGAAGGAUCACGUCAAUUAUUACGUAAAGAUGGCCAUUAUGCGAUAUGCUUUUUGCUUUCCUUUAUCACUGACGUGCCAAAUGCAAAAGUUCUUUUGCAUGAUAUAGCUGAAUUAAUUAGCAUGGAUGAAAAACAAAUGUUAAAGGAAUAUUUCCCUUACAUUUGCAGUUACGCAUUUUUACACAUGCCACUUGCAACUGCUGCAGAAUGUUUGAAAUUAGUGUCAAAGAUCACCCAAACAAAUUUGUCUGUAUUAACAAAGGAAUCAUUUAUGGGCAUAUUUGAAGAACUCAUGUUAAAUUUUCAUGAAUCUCCGGAAAAAAUAGUUGGAUUGCUGAAGAUUAUAUCAGAAUAUGAUAAUAGCUCAGAAAAAAAUUUCAUUACACAUAAAGGAAUCGAAUCUUAUUUGAAUCUACGUUUGCACGGUAUAUUAGUAAAUUUUGAUAUAAAACUUGGGCCUAAGUCAGAUGAACAUACACAGCAAUCUGCACUUGCUUCAUUAGCUGCACUAAUGCGAUAUAUGGGCGCACAAUAUUUGACACCUUUAAGAUAUAAAAUCCUAGCUACACUAAGAACGUCCCUCGGAUUCAAAAGACCAGGAUUUGGUCCGCUUGUAUGUGAUGCAUGGAGUGCAUUUAUUCAUAAUAUUAAUGUUAGAGAGCUUGGGCCAUUAUUACCAACUAUAUGCGUAUCAUUAUUAUCACUAUUAAAAACGUAUCCAGAAACCGUAAUUAAUAUAUUGAAAUUUUUAAUCAUUCAAUGCAAAGAAGAAAAUUCUGAUCAUAUUGCAGAAUUAUUCUUCGUUGAUGAUAUGGAAAUUCCUCCCGAAAUUUCAAACAUAAUUAAAGCACACAUUUUGCAAGCUAGCCCUGAAGGUUUUGAAGCAAAUUUGAAGUUAUGGCUGAAACGAAUUGUUCAUGACACAGAUGAAGUAAGAGCCAGAGCAUUGACAUAUUUACAAAAAUUCCUAGCAGAACAUCGUAGUGAGCUAAAUGAAAUGAUCCUAAGAAGUGGUGGAACAAAUAUUCAUCCACUGAUCGUUGACUUAUUAGACACAUUAUUAAUUGGGUGUCAACAUAAAGAUGAAUCUAUUCGUUUGUUGUAUGGAGAAUGUUUAGGAGAAUUGGGUGCCAUUGAACCAAGUCUUCUUCCGCGCAAAAUUCUUUCUAGAGUCGACAGUCAGUUUAUUUCUGACAUGAAUGAAGAAUUUGCCUGUGCCGUACUCUUUGAACAUGUGCGGGCAUUGCAAAUGCAAAAAAGUAGUCAAAGCAUGGACUGUUUUUCACUUGCUAUUCAAGAAAUCUUAAAAACAUAUAACAUUUCACCACAAGGCAAAAAUAGUCAAUUGUGGAAUAAUCUUCCUUUAACUAUGAGGCAGAUUAUUACUCCUUUUUUAACAUCACAUUACAAGAUAGCAGCCAUCAGUGACAAUAAAGUGUUUCCUCAUCCUAUUUAUGGUUCGGAACUUGGUUCUUCUGUGGAAAAUUGGGCUUAUAAUUGGCUUUACAGUAUGUUCAGUAACAUUCGUGACGAAACCCUGAAUAAUGUAUUACGUGCGUGCAAAUUAGCACUUAAGCGGGAUAUAAAAAUAUUGACAUUCUGUUUACCUCAUGUUGUAUCAUAUAUAAUAACAAACGGCACAGAAGAAGAACACACAAAAAUACGAGAAGAAAUACUGACAAUAAUCGAUGUUAGGAAGAAACCUACGCUUGAUCCGGAAUUAUCAUGUCAUCGUCCACUUAGACAUGGGCAUACUGUUAAAGCAGAUGAUACAAGAAUCUCUGAAGAAACAAGGCGUACACGUUGCGCGCGGAUUGUGUUUUCGGUACUAGAUCAUUUGCAAAGAUGGCUUUGGGAGCAACGAUUAAGGCGUGAUCAUAAGUACAAAAGACUUAAAGGAUUCUGCGACAAACUUAAUACAUUGGUAGUAGCUGAGGGUUGUUAUCAGUCUCGGGAAUAUCAUAGAGCAUUAAUGUAUUUAGAACAACAUAUGGCUUCCUCCAAUAAAGGAUUAUCAGAAGCAUUGGAAGGUGGAUUACUUGCUAAAAUAUAUGCACAAUUGGAUGAGCCAGAUGGUAUAUCCGGUAUAUUGGCUACCCAAGAUCAUACUCCUACAGUUCAACAGUUAGUCCUGGCUCAUGAAGUUAAUGGACAACUUCAGGAUGCAGCUACGUGUUAUGAAAGACUGGCUCAGAAAAAGGCUUUGAAACAUACAUACUUGCAAGGCAUGAUACAGUGUUAUCUUGAUCUCGACCAACCUUUCACGGCAAAACAUAUUACUGAAGGUGUUUUAAGGAGUAGACCAGAGUUGGAACCAUUAAUGAUUGAACAUGAACCAUUUUGGAGAUUAGCCCAUUUUACUAGACUUGAUGAUACUUCCCAAAAAAAUAUAAAGCAUAUUCUACUAGAAGAUCUCAAAAAGGGAAUUAAACCAGAUUUACUAUCAUUGAAAAAAAAUCUAGUAGCACUUUUGGAAGACGCUUCGCGUCCUGGGGCUUAUCAACAAAGUUAUUCCUAUAUCAUGAAGUUGCAUAUAUUGAAUGAAUUUGACAAAGCAGUUUCUACCAUGUUAAUUGACGUGAAAAAAUUACCAAUGAUAUUCGAAGAAUGGGAAAAACGUGGUCAACUUGUUAGAGCUUCGCGUGGAGUAGAAUUUGUAUUAAGUAUGCGCAGAGCUACAUUAGAUUUAGCAGUUCAGUUGCAACAAGAAAUUGACAAUAAAGAGAACGAUGUGCUUAAGCAUGAGAUUGGUAAAACCUGGCUUAAAAGUGCCAAAAUUGCUCGCAAAAGUGGAUUACAUCAACAAGCUUAUAUGUACAUAUUAUCAGCUAGUGAUUCUUGUCCAUUACAACAACUUUAUAUAGAACAAGCCCAACUGUACUGGCAGAAGGGAUGUCAAGAAGAUGCUUUUACAACAUUAAAACGAUGCUUUUCUAAUUGUUUUCAACCAGCAACAUAUUAUAAAACUUUACCUCCAAAGGAGUGCGUCGAAGAGAGGAAACAAUGCGCAAAGGCAAAACUUUUGUAUGCCAAAUACAACGAUGAAACUGUUAAUGUAGAUACUGAUGCCAAUAUCAUAAAUUAUAAAGAAGCUAUUGAGGUUUGGAGAGAAUGGGAAAAAAGUUUACUUUACUGUGCACAGUAUUAUGAGUCUGUUAUAGAUAGAAUGGCCGAUGAUGAAAAAGAUACAAGAGCACGAGAUUUACAAGUACAUACUAUGAAUUACUACGGAAAGUCACUGCAGUAUGGUUGCAAAUAUAUUCAUCAAUCUAUGCCAAGAAUGUUAACUAUAUGGUUGGAUUUUGCUUCUCGUUCAUCGACAAGACCUACUUCUUAUGCACAUUCAGAACAAGUUAAAUUGCGACAAGAUGCAUUAUUAAGAAUGACAAAAAUUAUGGAGGUAUAUCAAGAAAGGCUGCCAAUAUUUAUGUGGCUAACUGCAUUCAGUCAGUUGGUAUCCAGAAUAUGUCAUCCAUCUACGGAAGUUCAAAAUACCCUCUGCACAAUAUUAGUAAAAUUAAUUCACGCUUACCCUCAACAUAGCUUAUGGAUGAUGGCAUCAGUUAUCAAUUCUUCUUACCCUGCGCGCCAAAGACGCUGUCAAGAAAUUCUCAAUCAUCCUAAACUUAAAACAGUCGAAAUGACAAAACUUAUCAAAGAUUUUCAUAAACUCUGGGAGAGACUAAUCGAAUUAUCUAAUAAAGCUAUUCCAGAUGGUAUUAUAAAUACUACCGUAAGUCAAUUGUCCCGAAAUCUUCCACGUUUACUUGCAAAUAAGGAAUUCAGUUCAAUUAUGAUGCCAACAACCAAGUUCAGACAACUUCAUUUACCGUCUAAGGGUGUAUCUUUAGAAAAUCAUAAUCCCUUUUCUCUAAAAUGGGUUCACAUAUCGGGAAUAGAAGACAAUGUAGCUAUUAUGCCAUCGCUUCAAAGACCACGACGUAUUACUUUAAGAGGAUCAGAUGGUAGAGAAUAUCUUUUUAUGUGUAAGCCUAAAGAUGAUUUACGAAGAGAUUUUAGGUUAAUGGAAUUUAAUGAUAUUGUAAAUAAAUAUCUUCAAAAUGAUCCAGAAUCUCGUCAAAGAAGAUUAUAUAUUCGAACAUAUAGUGUUGUACCACUGAAUGAAGAGUGCGGUUUGGUUGAGUGGGUGCCAAAUUUAGUUGGUUUUAGACCUAUUAUAAUAAGCUUAUAUAAAGAAAGAGGUAUUGCUAUUUCAAAUAGAGAACUUAGGAGUAUGAUAUGCACAUUGAAAGACCCACUAGAAAAGAAAAGGAAAGUGUUCCUAGAGCAACUUUUGCCCCGACAUCCCUCAGUACUCGGAGAUUGGUUUCGUCUUACAUUCCCUGAUCCAUAUGGAUGGUAUGAAGCGCGUACUGCUUACAUUAGAACUACAGCAGUAAUGUCCAUGGUGGGGUACAUUCUCGGACUUGGAGAUCGCCAUGGAGAGAAUAUAUUAUUUGACUCGAAAUGUGGAGACUGUGUCCAUGUGGAUUUUAAUUGUUUAUUUAAUAGGGGAGAAUUGUUUGAGUGGGCGGAGCGUGUGCCAUUUCGUUUAACGCAUAAUAUGGUAGAUGCUAUGGGGCCAUUGAAAAUUGAAGGACCAUUCAGACGUGCUUGCGAAAUAACUAUGAGAGUUCUUCGACAACAAAGUAGUACGCUAUUGAGUGUGCUUACUCCAUUUGUAUAUGAUCCGCUAGUGAGCUGGAAUAAGAACCAAGCUGGUGAAGGUGGUGAAAAAACAAACGAAAAAGCUGUAGAACAUAUUAAGAAUAUAGAACAACGGCUUAAAGGCUUAAUUCGAUCUCACGGCAAAAAAUUAGAAAAUAUUGCUUUAAAUCUUAGUGUUGAAGGACAAACUAAUCAUCUUAUUUUAGAAGCAACCAAUGUAGAUAAUCUUUGUCAAAUGUAUUUCGGAUGGGGCGGAUACAUGUAGCAAAUGUUGUAUUUCGUACAAUGCCUCAUAUAUCAUUAUCAAUUGUAAAUUUCAGUUUUAAAUCCACUUGUGCAUUUUAAGCUUCUACAUUGAAGCUUUGAAGCAUCAUAAAGUACGAAAAUGCAGUACUGAGUAUCUGCAAAUGAUCAUGAAAUAAUUAUUAUUCGUGAUAAUUAUAUGU